UGAUCCAACGUCGUCAAGUCCUCAAACGUAUCGGCCAAUAUCGGCCGAAACCAUCCAAAGGAACACAGCCAUAUCGGGAAAAUCCCGAUACGUUGGAGGUGUUUCUUCUUAUAUACCCCAAUUUCCUAUUAAAGUUGGGAUCAUUGUAUAAGUGACUUAGGUUAUAUUAUCAUUGUUCUCCACAUUUUAACCAAAAACACAAAAAAUUAUGGCCUUAAUCAAACUAGUCUCCAUUUCUUCAUUACUUGUAUGCAUGAUACAAGGUAUUUAUGCCCUACAAGUUUUCGACGUGACGAAGUAUGGGGCGAAGGCUGACGGAAAGACCGAUAAUGCAAACGCAUUUUUGAAUGCUUGGGGGGCUGCCUGCGAAAUUGGAUCCGCGGGCAAAGUCUUGGUCCCUAAAGGAGCUUACUACCUUGGCCCGGUGAGCUUCCGGGGUCCUUGUGCAAAUAAUGGAUCUCCUACGAUGGAGAUCCAAGGGACAAUAGUGGCUCCUGAGGAUCUCAAUCAAAUCAAAACCGUUGGUUGGAUCGAGUUUAGAUCCCUCAAUGGACUCGCCGUCAACGGAGGUGGAACUUUGGACGGAAAAGGUACCGAAGCUUGGAAGAAGACCACUUGUCCGGGAUCAAAGUCCUGCAAGAAUCUUCCAAUUACGUUGCGCCUGAUCAAGCUCAGCAAUGCGUCCAUCACCGGUAUAACGCUCGUCGACAGUAAAGGCUUCCACAUGGCAAUUCACAUGAGCGAUCACGUUAAAGCUGCGGGAUUAAAGAUCAUAGCUCCUCAAAACAGUCCAAACACUGACGGUUGCCAUGUAAGCGGCUCGACAUUCGUCGAUAUAUCCAAUUUGUUCGUCAGCACCGGUGAUGAUUGCAUCUCCGUCGGUCCUGGGACAUAUAACUCCACCAUAUCCGGUGUGACCUGCAGUCCGGGUCACGGAAUCAGCAUUGGAAGCUUGGGCAAGUAUCCCAAGGAGAAAGAUGUGCUGGGCAUCAAAGUGAGCAAUUGCACGAUAGAGAACUCACAGAACGGUGUGAGAGUCAAGACAUGGGCUGGUCAUCAAACCACAGUUGCUAAAGACCUUUCCUUUGAGAAUAUUAUCGUGAAGAAUGUGAGCAACCCUAUAAUCAUAGACCAAGGAUAUUGCGGUUCCAAAAAUUGCCCAAAUUCGCCUUCAGGAGUGCAAAUAAGCAAUGUCGUGUUCAAGAAUAUUAUAGGAAAUUCCUCAGAAGUUGAAGCAGUGAACUUGAUUUGUAGCCCCACCAAACCUUGCAAGAAUGUGCAUCUUGAGGAUAUACACUUGGAUUUUGUCAAGAAUGGCAUAAAAUCUGGCAUCUCCUCUGUUUGCGCUAAUAUCAUGGAGAGUGUAACUGGUAACAAGAAGCCUAGUGUAUGCCAGAAAAGCUUGUAAAAUACAAGGCCAUGGUCUUCCUUUGUGAAGUUGGAUAAAAUUUACCUCGUAAAAGAAAGUAGAAAUAGUAAUAUGCGGAGGGAACCGGGUAACUGUAUUACAAUGAAGAACGUGCUUAUCAAUUUAUUCAA
This is a messenger RNA of Asparagus officinalis (garden asparagus), 1539 nucleotides long. Its product is annotated as exopolygalacturonase-like. Gene Ontology annotation, biological process: carbohydrate metabolic process. The transcript is spliced from 5 exons. Lineage: Eukaryota; Viridiplantae; Streptophyta; Magnoliopsida; Asparagales; Asparagaceae. The coding region runs from base 209 to 1408 and encodes 399 amino acids. The record is from RefSeq and is a predicted model, not a curated record. Gene Ontology annotation, molecular function: polygalacturonase activity.